ACUAAUAGCAAUGUGCAGCGCUAUGAAUAAAACAGCAGCCAUUGUUACUCCAACUUCAGCUGUAUUGAUAUCGGUAUUACCUGGUUGAGGAUAAAUACACCAUGUCUAUAAUUGAAAUAAUAAAAGAACAAACAUCCGGCUUGAGACUGUCAACUCGAAACGACAACGUGCGGGGAUGCUUGAUCAAGGAAUACCAUUUCAAAUGCAGCGUACCAACAUUUCUCAAAGAAAUACACUUCACCAACUUUUACACUAAAAGCGCUUCUGCACACCUAUGUUACCAAGACACGGCUUCUGCAGAACCCGUCUGGGUUAAUCUCUUCAAAAUUCAGAUGAUGAAAGACAUUCACACUUCAUUUGGUGCAUGUGCUCAAGUUAGAAUAACACUCCCUCCAACUUUCGAAACAGUUAAAUCACGGAAACGAUUAUUCAAACUAUGUAUACAGUUACAACAACCCUCCUUAAUGUGGAAAGAAUAUACAAUAACAAAUGUGCAAUUUUUUGAUGAGUAUUUAGACAAUUCUGACCAGACCACAACAGAUUCCACUGAAGGUCGACACACACAUCUAAUCAAUGAGACACAGAAUGCUUUGACCACACUUUGCACACUAAUAGAAUUUAAACAAACGAUACAAAGCCGUGAACUUAACGAAAUAGAUAUCUUAGCACUAUCUGACGCACACUUUGAAAUUACUUGAAGUUACCAGAAAUUUACAGGAAGACCAAUCACGUAUUUAACACACCAUUGAGAUUGAGAAAAACCACCACAUAACGGGAGGAUAUUUACGAACAUGGAAGGCGUGCCCAGAGCUUAUUGGGGAUGAGGAUGAAGAAAACAAAAAGCGAUCAUGGUAUGCCAAACUAGUUCUCCCAAAUGAUAGUAUCAACGACACUGGAGACAAAGUGGAUAGGCAGUCUUACUACGUGUUUACUUUUACACCGUAAAAUCUGAUGGAAAUGUCCCAUUCCUCGCAGAAACUAACGAUAUAACUCAAAGUGACGCAGAAAGGACAAUUGUUUGCAAAGUAUGUGAGGUAUAGACGCGAUAUAUCUAAAAGAACUGAUUGUAAUGAGUCUUGACACUUCAUAAUACAAUACUGAAAAGGACUUAGUUUCCGAAUGCAUGAAAAUCUAAAUUGUUUGUGACUGUAAAUUAAAUAAUACUUAGUACUCGUUAUUGCAAA
Molecule: messenger RNA, 1184 nt
Organism: Schistosoma haematobium
Lineage: Eukaryota; Metazoa; Platyhelminthes; Trematoda; Strigeidida; Schistosomatidae
Exons: 3
Coding region: 102-698 (198 amino acids)
Cellular component (GO): nucleoplasm
Source: RefSeq, a predicted model, not a curated record